This is a messenger RNA of Charadrius vociferus (killdeer), 987 nucleotides long. RefSeq names its product phosphatidylinositol glycan anchor biosynthesis, class M (gene PIGM). Gene Ontology annotation, cellular component: glycosylphosphatidylinositol-mannosyltransferase I complex; membrane. Lineage: Eukaryota; Metazoa; Chordata; Aves; Charadriiformes; Charadriidae. The transcript has a single exon. Gene Ontology annotation, molecular function: alpha-1,4-mannosyltransferase activity; GPI mannosyltransferase activity. The record is from RefSeq and is a predicted model, not a curated record. The annotation marks the transcript as partial. Gene Ontology annotation, biological process: GPI anchor biosynthetic process.
GGGGCCCUGGCGGCUGCUGUCGUCGCCUACCGGGCUCUGCGGCGCCGAGGGGCUGCUGCUGGCCAGGCCUGCGGUUGCUGCGCCGCCGCCUGGCUCUUCAACCCUCUGCCCAUGGCCGUCUCCAGCCGGGGCAACGCGGAGGCCCUGGUCGCGCUGCUGGUGCUCGCCACAUUGUACUUUGUGGAGGGGGGGAGCGUAGGGAAGGCCGCAGUCUGCUAUGGGCUGGCUGUGCACAUGAAAAUAUAUCCGCUGACCUACGCGUUGCCCAUAGCGCUCCGCCUGCAGAGCAAACAGUGCGGCGGGGAAGGGGCAGUGGGUACAGGGUGUGACAAAAAAGCAAAGUUUACAUUUGUAGGGUACCUCUGGCAGCUUUUUGUAAAGAUCCCAAACCGCGAUGUGCUGCUUUUUGGAACAGUUGCUGGAUCUGUGCUGGCUGCAUUGACUGUUGCAUUUUAUCACCUCUACGGCUGGGAAUUUUUGGAGCAUGCCUACCUCUACCACCUGACCAGGAGGGACAUCCGACAUAACUUCUCUCCAUAUUUCUACAUGUUGUACUUAACUGCAGAGAGCAAAUGGAGUUUUGCCCUUGGGCUUGCAGCUUUCCUGCCGCAGCUGCUUUUGCUCCUGACUGUGUCUGUAGCGUUUUACAGAGACCUUGCUUUCUGUUGUUUCCUACACACAGCUAUUUUUGUGAGUUUUAACAAAGUAUGCACAUCCCAGUACUUUGUCUGGUAUCUCUGCCUUUUGCCCCUCGUGAUGCCCAAUGUUAAGAUGCCCUGGCGUCGUGCUGUGCUGCUUCUCUUUCUGUGGUUUGUUGGACAAGGCCUGUGGCUCGCUCCGGCGUACUUUCUGGAGUUCAAAGGAUAUAACACUUUUUUACUUAUAUGGUCUGCAGGCUUGCUUUUCCUUUUUAUUAAUAGCCUCAUAAUUGUUCAGAUUAUUUCACAUUAUCAAAAGCAAGUACAAGUUGCAAAAAAAACCCAGUAA